UACCUAAAAUAAUAAUAAAGAUACGCUUCUUAUCUGACUACAAGUAAACUACUGUUAUACAUAGAUCUCAAUUCUCAAUCUCAGCCGACACAAACUCAAACCGAAGCUUCUCAAUUUCAGCGUAUUCUCCGCCAAUCCAAUUUUUCAGAUUAACAAUGAAGAUGAGUAAAAAAUUCAAGAGUGAAGAGGAGUUGCCUGAUUGUGUUAUAUCAUAUAUCUUUUCAAAGUUAUGUUUGAAGGAUUUGGUGAAAACAAGUGUAUUGUCCAAACGAUGGCUUCAUGAAUGGAGAUCAAGAAUUGACCUCAAUUUUGAUCUCCAUAACAUGUUUGACUAUAAUACACUUCAAGAAUUACCACAAAACCUGCCAGUUCCACUUUUAAAAACGUUUCAAUCGGAAUUCGCCACAAGAAUGGAUCGAUUCAUGCUGAAACAUCGAGGUGACAUGAUCCGUUCACUUCGAGUGGAUUUUCCAUUAGGUAAUCAACAUAGUGAUGUCAUUGACAAAAUGAUUUUCAAAGGAAUUGCUAAGGGUGUGGAACGUAUUGAACUGCUCUUCUCAUAUCAAAAUAAUUCUGAUUUUGAAAUAGAGCCAUACAAAUUUGUCUUUGAACUCCUAUCUCUCGAUGAUUCUUUGACGUAUCUGCAUCUACAGAAAUGCCACUUGGUAGCACCUAUAAAUUUAUCUGGUUUCAAUAAUUUGAGAACUCUUGUGUUGCAUCUUGUUGUUGUAAAGCAGGAUUUGCUUCAGGGUAUGUUGUCCAGCUGCAUUCAUCUUGUAGACUUCACCCUUAAUGAUUGUGAGUUCAAUUCUGACUUGAAAAUAAUUAGUCCGAAGUUGUUUAAUUUAAACAUCGUUAACUGCGGGGUUGAAAUUGGGAGGGAGAAGAAUAUCGAUAUCUUUGCAUCAAAUCUGUCAUCAAUUGAAUAUUCUUGUAAUGGUCGUGAAGUACACUCAAUGAACAUUAAGGCUGAUAUGUUAUCCAAGUUUAGCUACAGAGGUAGAGAAAUUUCUCAACAUAUUGGGUUUUCUGGAUUAAAAAAUGUGACAACAAUUGUGUUCGAUGGACUUCAUGAAUGUAUAUCGGACGACAUCGUGCCUCAUUUGUUUUCUGAAUGUCUCCAACUUGAGGACGUCACCUUUAAGAAUUGUUGGAUGAUAUGUCGAAUGAAAAUUAUCAGUCCGAAGCUGCGUCGUUUGAGCAUAAUUGAUUGUUGCUAUGAUGGCAUGUCUCCUUAUAGGAUGUCUAUUGAUGCAUUAAAUCUCUCAUCCUUUGAAUAUAGUGGUUACACUAGGGUAUUCUCUGUUAAUGCUCCAAGGUUAUCAAAGGUUUUUUGGAAUGCAACUACCAGAGAAGAAACUCCAUUUGCCAUUCAUCCAUAUGAAAGCUUGCUUUAUAUUGAGAACUUAACUAUGAUCAUGAGCACUUCACAGGUAGAGAAAUUAACGGAGGUAUUGGUCGAAUUUCAAAAUCUUAAAAAUUUAGAGUUAUUUAUUGAGGGAGCAUAUGAUCAUAAUCUCGAUUACUUUUGGAUUUUAGAUAUUGCAAUGGCUUCUCAUCAUCUCGAAAAACUUUCUGUGACGAUUGAAAAUUCACAUAUGAUUGGACUUCAGAGGAAAAGAAGAGAAUAUGCAGGAUUUUUUCAUAAUGAUUUGAAAUACGUAGAAUUGCAUGGCUGUGUGUGCACAAUAAACGUAAUCGAGUUGGCUAGUCACUUGUUGAGGAACGCAUAUUCGCUUAAGAAAAUUACUUUUAGUUCUCUUGACAAAUUUUAUAUGGGUGCUGGAAGAUGGACUAAGGGGUCCAAUGUUUGUUGUUGGGGGUUUAAACGUAAUUUCAUUCAUGAGAUGCUUAAAGACGAUGUAAAUGAACAUUGUCAGCUAACAAUUGUGUAGGUUAAUUUAUUUAUAAUGAUUUUUGCAUUAUUAUUAAUUAAUAACAUUGUAUAAUUUACUUUGGUUAGGAA
Molecule: messenger RNA, 1966 nt
Organism: Medicago truncatula (barrel medic)
Lineage: Eukaryota; Viridiplantae; Streptophyta; Magnoliopsida; Fabales; Fabaceae
Product: F-box/FBD/LRR-repeat protein At3g51530
Exons: 4
Coding region: 156-1895 (579 amino acids)
Molecular function (GO): protein binding
Source: RefSeq, a predicted model, not a curated record